AUGACGUCCUCGCCUUCCCUCAUCCUCGACCACCGCAGGCAGAACUUCGGCAACGAGGCUGCAGUCGCCGAGGCCGAGGCAUCGCUCCUCGUCCACGCCUUUGAGGGCGGCGCCUCAGUGUCGCCCCGGGAUGCGGCGGCGGCGCUGGUGAGGGACGGCCUUGCUGUUGUCGACGCUGUGGUGCUGCAAUCUGCCGCCGCGCGCCUGCGCCAGCACGUCGACUCGCGGCUCUCAGACGUCUGCGGCGCGACUCCUCCCGAUGGAGAGCCGCUCCUCGGCCAGAUCAUGUGCCGCCGCAACCGUUGGGACCUAAAGCUCGACCUGUCCGAGCACCCCGUCGCCGAGGCGCUGCGGCAGCUUCUGGACGCGCUCGGGCCCGCGCUCGUCGCGGCGCUGGGUCGCGGCGCGCAGCUCUUUGAGCUCGGCGCCCUCGUGGCGGAUGCGGGAGCGCCACGCCAGCCGGUGCAUCCGGACACACCCUACUCGCGGAGCAUUUCUGUGGCGACGUGCAUGCUCGCGCUGCAGGACGUGGACCUGUCGAUGGGGCCGACCCACUUCCUGCCUCGCACGCACACGGAGAGGGAGCGGUCCGCCUCGUGGGGCCGCGACCCGACGGACGACGACGAGAUUGCAGCGGCGCUGGAGAGCUCGUCGACACGCAUCCCCGCUGCUGCGCUGCGGCGACGCGGCAUCCCGCUGCUCCGCUGUGGCGACGCGCUGCUCUUCGACGCGAGGACGCUGCACUGCGGCGGCGCACACGUCGGCAAGCGCGGCGCGCGGCGCAUCCUCUUCUACGCGUCGUUCCGCGCCAGCUGGGCCGCGGGCGACUGGCGAGGGGCUGGGUUCGAGCAGCCAGGCACGCUGCUCGACCGGCUCCGGGGCCGGUACCACCUCUCCCGCUCGGGCGUCCUGGUGGCCGCCGCGCCUCCACUCCGCAAGCGAGUGGCCUCUCUCCUCUCAGCGACUGUCGCGUGCGCGUUCGGCGUGGGCGUGGGCGCGCCUCGGCGUGGGCGUGAGCGCGCCUCGGCGUGGGCGUGCUGCCUCCUCCCACUCUGGCGGUGGCUGGUGCUGGCCGCGAGGAGAGCGCUCCUCCUCGCCCCCCUCUCGAGGAGGCCCGACGACCACUACUCGCUCCUCGAGCGGCGCAGGGGCCUCGAGCUGUGCGGCGAGGUGGUGGAGCGGGCGAGUGCGGCGGGCGUGCCGUGGCGCACCGACCGGCAUGAGCUCGCUGCGACGACCGAUCUCGAGCUGGACGGCGUGGAGGGCCUGGACGCUGGGCGAGAGGCUUGUGCAGGGCGGGCCUGCGGCGGGGAGGACGGUCCAAAUGGUGGCUGGCUCGAGAGACUCGAGGCCGCUCUGGACGCGUCCGGUGCGAUCGAGACGAUCCUGCAAGACAUCUCAAGCCUGUACGCCGUGGCUCGGGAGUACCUGGUGCUCCGCGAGAUUUUCCUCGUGCGCUACUCGGCGCUGGCUGGGCACCAGCGGGCGCUCCCUUCCCACCGAGACUCGAACUGGUUCUCCUUCGUGGUUGCGCUCAACAGCACAGCCUCCUUUGAGGGUGGCGGGACGUGCCUCCGAGACGCCCCACCCAUCUGCGUCCCCGCGGGGUGCUGUCUCACCUUCGUGGGCGCGCAGCGCCAUGCGGCUGCGGCCGUCACGGGGGGCACGCGAUUCGUGCUCGCCGGCUUUGUUGAUUUGCGUGCGCCGCUGCGGACGCGGGCGCUCUGCACCAGACAGAUGCACGCCAUCGACCCGCGUUUCGUCUGCUCCUCUUGCGAGGGCACGGCGCUCGACCCACUGAUGAGCAAAUUUGUUGCGCGAGUGUUGGAGCGCGGUUAA
This is a messenger RNA of Emiliania huxleyi CCMP1516, 1839 nucleotides long. RefSeq lists its product as hypothetical. The record is from RefSeq and is a predicted model, not a curated record. NCBI's taxonomy places the organism in Eukaryota, Haptophyta, Isochrysidales, Noelaerhabdaceae. The transcript has 5 exons. Bases 1 to 1839 code for a protein of 612 amino acids.